Messenger RNA from Hydra vulgaris (swiftwater hydra), 1041 nucleotides. NCBI's taxonomy places the organism in Eukaryota, Metazoa, Cnidaria, Hydrozoa, Anthoathecata, Hydridae. The record is from RefSeq and is a predicted model, not a curated record.
AUGGAAUAUGGGUUUAAACAGGGUAAUAAGGUUGAUUUUGCUGCAAAAAUAGGUAGACUUGAUUUAAUUAAAUUAUUAAUUCAAAUAGGAGAAAAAGGGACAGAAAAAGCAAUUGAUUUUGCUUUAAAAAAUAGUAAACAUAAAGUACUUGAAUAUUUACAUUCGUUAGGAUAUAAAGGUACAGAUUGGGCAAUUGUUACUGCUGUAAAAAAUGGUGACAUUAAAGUACAUAAAUAUCUAUAUUUAUUAAAAUAUAAUGGUACAGAAGAUACAAUUAAUAAUGUUGCAGAAUAUGAAUACAUUAAAGUAGUUAAAUAUUUAGAUUCUAUAAGAUAUACAUGUAUAAAUUUAGUAAUUAAUUCUGCAAUAAUAGAUAACCGUCUUGAUGUACUAAAAUAUUUACAUUCGUUAGGAUAUAGAGGAACAGAAGAUCCAAUUUUUUAUGCAGCAAAUAAUCUUGAAAUAUUAAAAUAUUUACAUUCUAUAGGAUAUAAGAAGUCUAAAUGGAUAUUUAAUGAUGCUGCAGAAAAAGGUCGCCUUGAAGUAAUUAAAUAUUUACAUUCUAUAGGAUAUAUAGGGACAGAACGUACAAUUACUUGUGCUGCUCAAAAUGGUCACCUUGAAGUACUUGACUAUUUACAUUCGUUAGGAUAUAAAGGUACAGAUUGGACAAUUAAUUAUGCUGCAGAAAAAGGUUACCUUGAAGUACUUGAAUAUUUACAUUCGUUAGGAUAUAGAGGAACAGAAAGUAUAAUUGAUUUUGCUGCAAAAAAUGGUCACCUUGAAGUACUAAAAUAUUUAGAUUCGUUAGGAUAUAAAGGUACAGAUUGGGCAAUUAAUUAUGCUGCAGAAAAAGGUCACCUUGAAGUAAUUAAAUAUUUACAUUCUAUAAGAUAUAUAGGAACAGUUUAUGCAAUUAAUCAUGCUGCAGGAAAUGGUCACCUUGAAGUACUAAAAUAUUUAGAUUCGUUAGGAUAUAAAGGUACAUUUUAUGCAAUUUCAACUGCUGCAGAAAAUGGACAUCUUGAAGUACUUGAAUAG